AUGGUGUGGGUAAAUUGGAUUUUCGUGCUCGACUUGGUUACAUUUCUCUUCAGUUUAUCAGCAGGAGAUAGAGCCAACUUGUUAGAAAGACCUAAACCAGGUGGUGGUGCAGAGAGCUGGUAUUGGAAAACAUCUCAUGGCCAUGGGUCAGGGUGGACUGCUACAACCUCUGAUGAUGCUGCAUCGCGUAUAUAUACAGUUUGUGACAUAGGUGUUUGGCAACCAAGUAACUGGCUAUGGAGUGAUGCUAUAAGUCACAAUAAUCUGAAGAGAAUCGACUUAGCUAUCAAUUACACAAUCAUGAGAUGUACUUCGUUUUCUGAUGAGAGACUAAACUGCUCUGAACAAUUUGAUGUUUAUGGAUACCAAUCAAAUGAGAACUUAAAUGAGUCAAAUACUGAUCCAAGAAAUGGAUUUUACAACAAAAUGAAAGUAAUAUCCAUGCCAAAUAACACCUCAAGCAAGUCUGAAAGGGUACAAGGAGUUGCAAAGCUGUCACUUUUCAUCAAAGAAAGAACUUCAAAGGUAUUCUUUGCUAUUCAUGACCAAGGAGCUUGUCUUGUAUUGCAUUCGUUUCUGGUGACAUACAAUGUUUGUCCAGAGCGGACUUUACCAACAAGUCUUGUAUUGCUACCACAAACAAUAGCUCCGGUGAAUGAAUCUGAAAUAGUCAAAAUACCAGGGGAAUGUGUGGCAAAUUCACAACGUACAGCACCAGUGUUGAGUGCCAUCUGUAGCAGCAGUGGUGAAUGGACUCAGAGUGAUGAUGCUGCAGGAAAAUGUCUGUGUUUACCAGGAUGGGAGAAAAUUGAUACGGAAUGUCAAGCUUGUCCACUGGGAUACUUUAAAGACAAGACCGGAAACACCAAAUGCUCAAAAUGCCCGCUAAACAGCAACUCGGACAGAUAUCGGAAACGCUGCAAAUGCUCCAGAGGGUUUUUUCGCGCAUCAUGGCAAAGUGUGUCAGACAAUUGUACAGCUCCUCCUUCUGCACCAAAACAUCUGCGAAGCCUUUUCACCAACCAAACAACAGUGAGUUUAGUAUGGUCACAUCCGCGGCACCUUGGUGGUCGAACUGACUUGUAUUAUGAGAUAGAAUGUAAAAUUUUGUGUCGGAAAGAUCAACGAAGCUGCAGUCAGGAUUGUGGAUCACAAGUUCUUUUCCUGCCUAGACAGAACAACCUAUCGCACACCAAGGUGAUUUUGACGAACUUGAUAUCACGGACAGUUUACAGAUUUAAGGUACAUGCAAAGAAUGGAGUCAGUGAAAAGGCUGAGAUGGACGGAUUCCCUUCCCGGUUUGCCAAGUUAGACGUCACUACACUUGAGUCGGUUCCUGACCAGCCUGUGGUGACAGUGCAAAGGAUCGACAGUACUUCGGUGAAUGUGUCGUGGACUCUUAAAACUGGCCAUGAAGACAUCCAUUUCUUCCUUGUACGAUACCGCAAAAUAUUAGACAGCGCAGACAAUUAUCACACUAUCAACACAACGAAAACCUACAUCAAAAUAACUGGAUUGGAACCUGACGUGAAAUAUGAAAUCGUGGUCGUUGCAAAGAACAGCAGGGGCUUCGGGCCAAGUAGCCAGGCAGUGAAAACGCCACAAGACUACCCCGUUCCCAGUUUGGAUGAAGACAAGAAACUUUGGUUCAUGAUCGCUGCUGCCGUCGGAGGAAUUUUCCUUAUUCUGAUCAUAACUGCUAUAGUCUCGUUCGCUCUAUCAAAAAAAAGGAAAUCUCGGAAACGAGCGAAUACAUUUGAAGCCACUGAACUCUUUUCUAACCAUGGGCUCAGUCAGUAUGUGGAUCCCAGUAAUUAUGGUGAUCUCAUGGACGCUGUCAAAACAUUUGCCGCCGAGAUCGACGGAUGUCAAAUUAAACUGGAAACUAGAGUUGGCGAUGGUGAAUUUGCUGAAGUUUUCAAAGGAUUGUAUGAAGAUUGUUCGGUUGCUGUUAAAAUCCUCAAGCAAGGAUCGAGUUCCAAGACCAGAGACGACUUUAUUUCUGAGGCGUCCAUCAUGGGUCAGUUUAAACAUCCAAAUGUCAUCAAGCUGACUGGCGUGGUCACAGUCAGUAGACCCAUGAUGAUUGUAACAGAGUUUAUGGAAGGAGGAUCACUUGAUAAGUUUCUUAAGGAUCACGAAGGUAAACUUACGCCCCUUCAGCUCAUUGGUAUGGUUCGUGGAGUCGCCUCAGGAAUGUUGUACCUUUCGUCCAUGAAUUUCAUACACAGGGACCUUGCUGCUCGCAAUGUUUUGGUUGGAGAGAACAUGGCGUGUAAGGUGUCUGACUUCGGAUUGUCCAGAGAGUUGGAGGAUAACCCAGAUUCAGAGUAUCAAACGCAGGGAGGAAAAAUUCCAAUUCGUUGGACAGCACCAGAAGCGAUAAGAUAUCGAAAAUUUAGCUCUUCUAGUGACGUAUGGAGCUAUGGAAUAGUUUUGUGGGAGGCCAUGUCGUUUGGCGAGAGGCCGUACUGGGACUGGAAUAACUUUGAGGUUAUGGACAGAGUAGAAGGAGGCUACAGGCUGCCAGCUCCUAUGAAAUGUCCCAAAAUUGUCCACGCAAUCAUGAUGGACUGCUGGGAUAAGGACAGGUUCAGACGACCAAACUUUGAAGAAAUUGUGAAACGACUGGACGAGCUGAUCCGCGCACCGGAAAUGUUAAAUGACAAUCUUGUUUGCUAUACAAGUGCCGUGUCAGCAGACUUCACCGAACUUAGGACAAUCCAAGAAUGGCUGAUCAGUAUUCAUAUGGGACAGUAUACUGCUAACUUCAAGACUGCGGGCUACAAUGACUUAACACAAGUAACUCACCUUAAGGACGGCGAACUCAAAGACAUUGGAGUGACCUUGAUAGGUCAUAGGAACAAAAUUUAUAAGAGUAUAAAGUCUAUGAGGAAGCAUUUUGACAACUUACCGGAGCCGGUGUAGAAUACUUCGUAAUGUCGAAAAUCCCUUCCGAAGAGUCGAGAAGCUGGAACUGUAGACCUUACCGUGGAUGUCGAAAGUGGAUCACUCUGUAUGUCGUGAUGCAAGGCGCCACAGCAACCCACACUCUAUGGGUCCACGAUUCUCGAAGGGCGCGAGAGCUAGUCCAUUAUUUAAAAAGAUCUAGUUGUAAACUGAUUUUAAAGUAUUUCGAAUUACUUGUGGUAACUAAGCACCUUAUUUUAUUCGACUUACUCAGGCAGUCCCCUCAAUACUUGCGUAGAAGAUUUUUUCCAAGGUAACUCGCGAGUAUAGUAUUUCAGGAAAUCAGUGGAUAUUCCACUCUAAAUUCCUAUUUUCUCUUGAUUUCAUCCACAUUUAUCCGAGGACAAUAGAAAAUGGUUAAUUGGAGAUAGAGAAAGAAAAAUGUUAAAAGUGCACGGUAUUGAAGGAGUGACCUGAAACUUUGUCUCCAGCUGUUUAGACUGUUUUUGUUUCAUAGUGGCAACAAGAAGGGCGUCUUUUAGCGAGCGCUUUUAAGCGUCUUGUUUUGGGUUUUUUUUUUCUCUUUUUGGUUGAUUAAUCGAUCAUUCCGCCCUUGAAAGGGAAAUUGAGAUGUACUGCCAUAAUUCAGAUCAAUCUUCUGAUCUGUCAGCUCGUUUUUUGUUGGUGUGUUAAUUUUCAUUUUCUUGAAUGGCUGAUUGACUCCUACGCGGCUGACUUUUAUUGAGACCUUAAAAUAGCAUUUGUAUUGUAAGGAUUUUAAAAAUGCUUAUUACAUGCUUGGCUAGGGAAAUGGAGCAGCUUUGUAGAAAGCUCUAGAACAAUGAACAUGAGAGAUAUUUCGUUGUGUAGUUUUACUAUCAGACAUACUUUAAUUUUAUUUGUUAUAUUACUCGUUGUUUUUGACAUCGUCAAGUAGCGUAUAGGUUAAAGUAUUCAAGGCCGUUUAGUUAAACGCAGUUUGGACGUUGUACAGCAAAGCUGUGUCCUAUAUCAUCUUCAAUUUAGCCCAACCCUUAUCUGAUGGGAAUGUUGAAUUUUGUGAGCAUCGUCAAGAAGCUUAUAAUUAACAUUAAGUAUUCAAGGCCGUUUAGCUAAACGCAGUUUGGACGUUGUACAGCAAAGCUGUGUCCUAUAUCAUCUUCAAUUUAGCCCAACCCUCAUCAGAGGGGAAUGUUGAAUUUUGUGAGCAGCGUCAAGAAGCUUAUAAUUAACAUCAACCCUAUCGAAGAAAACUGAAGUUCAUUGACUAUUCCAAGUGGCGACCGAAGUAAGACCUCAGCAUUAGAGUAAACGGCCCUUUCUAUUUAGUUUUACAUAGAGAUUACUUAAAAUUCUAACCAGUGCACCUGAGAGAUGAUUAGUUUAUUAGUUCAAGUAAUGUUGUUUUACACGAGCGUAUUACUAGUAUCGUUUGCUUUGCCCUAUAUUUAUACGAAACAUGCAUCCAUAAGAUGAAAUGGCUAUUUGAAAUGUUUUGUUGUCGAAAUUUCGGUGUCUAAUAUGUGAAGAGAUUUUUAAAGAAAACUAUAUAUUUUAGAGUUGUUCAAGUGUUGAAGUCCUAAGUUAUUUUUUUUAGUGACAAUUCCCACACUUGUGGAAAUAAAAGAGUUCAUUACACCUC
Messenger RNA from Pocillopora damicornis (cauliflower coral), 4552 nucleotides. Its product is annotated as ephrin type-B receptor 1-B. Gene Ontology annotation, molecular function: transmembrane-ephrin receptor activity; protein binding; ATP binding. The record is from RefSeq and is a predicted model, not a curated record. Gene Ontology annotation, cellular component: plasma membrane; dendrite. Gene Ontology annotation, biological process: axon guidance; ephrin receptor signaling pathway; protein phosphorylation. Lineage: Eukaryota; Metazoa; Cnidaria; Anthozoa; Scleractinia; Pocilloporidae.